AUGGAAACCCUUAGAUGGCAAUACCCCUGUCCCAAAACGUCCAGGGCGCAUUCUGCGUCAUGGUGGGAAACACCAUCUGUUGGUUCCCAUUGCUUUACUGGAUACCGCACGCGCCGACAACCUUCUCCAAGGAACGUACGCCUGUCCUCUUUCAUGUCUCCACUGAGGACUGCGCCCUCCUUUCUUCUGUACAUGCUACUGAACGAUGACAACCGAUGGGAGAGUCAUGGGCCGCCUCGCAGGAUCGCCUAUAUAAAGCGCCUUAACUCUGCCCUCGUCCCUGGAUGUCUUCAAAUCCAAACCAACAGAACCAGAAUCGAUUCUCCAAUCUUAUACUCAACCGUUGCCCCCAGUAUCCAGAACCCUAUAUCCACUCCCCCCUUUCGCGGCAUACUUCGUUGCCAAUUCUUCAUUCAAAGUCCAGCCCUUUCCUGUCUUCGUCGUCUCGGUCCAUACACCUCGUUCCGACAACUCUGGCGGGCUUUACGUCCUGAGCUCAUCGCAUUUUCAAUCGACGGUUUCCAGCGUUUUCGAUCUAUCCCGUCUGACCCCAUACCAUCGAUCCCAUACCACCAUGGAAGCCAACGGGAUUUAUCUCAUUCUUUCAGUUGCUGCGGUUGA
Messenger RNA from Blastomyces dermatitidis ER-3, 621 nucleotides. RefSeq lists its product as uncharacterized. NCBI's taxonomy places the organism in Eukaryota, Fungi, Ascomycota, Eurotiomycetes, Onygenales, Ajellomycetaceae. The record is from RefSeq and is a predicted model, not a curated record. Bases 1 to 621 code for a protein of 206 amino acids. The transcript has a single exon.